ACUGGAGUAGCAGUUGAUUGGCGUGGCCGCCGUCACAGUUUUCACGCAAGUGCGCUAGCACUGUCAUCCUUUUAUGAUUAAGUUGAUUUGUUUCUCAAGUACCGCCUGAUCCUCGUUUUAUUGUGACAGGUGUUAUGGAAAGCUGACACUUGUAGGAGGCUCGUAAGAUUGUAGACUAUCAGCCUACAUCGAUUUGUUUACGAGCGGCUAGUUAGCCAGUUAGCACAUCUGACAACCGACCUGAUGGCACUUUUGAGAAUGAAAUUGAUAGCGUUGUUAUUCCCUAUGUAUUAAUACGUUCAUUUAACACGUUUCUCAGUUUUCCUUACCAGAUGUGGUCGGUUCAAGCUAGUUAGAAACACGAAUUGACGUAAGAUGGAGAAGCCUCCUUUUCGACAAAAUCAGGUGUGCGGGUCUUGGCUAAUGAAGGAGAGGCUGGGAACAGGAGGAUUUGGCCAUGUCUACCUGUAUCAGAAUCAGGAAACCUCUGAAAAAACUGCUGUGAAGCUCUGUCGCCUUGAACUCAAUGCAAAAAACAAAGACAGAUGGAGUCGAGAGAUCCAGAUUAUGAAAAGGUUAAAGCACCUUAAUGUGGUGACAGCAAAGGAUGUGCCUGAGGAGAUGUUGCACAUUGCCUUGAAUGAUUUACCACUUUUAGCCAUGGAAUACUGUUCUAAGGGAGACCUGCGAAAGUUGCUAAGUAAACCCGAAAAUUGCUGUGGAUUGAAAGAGAGUGAGGUGUUGGCUUUACUCAAUGAUGUUGGUUCUGGAAUCCAAUACCUCCAUGAGAAUAAGAUAAUUCACAGAGAUCUGAAGCCAGAGAAUAUUGUGUUGCAAGAUAUCAAUGGAAAGCUUGUCCACAAAAUAAUAGACCUUGGCUAUGCCAAAGACCUGGACCAGGGGAGCCUAUGCACUUCAUUUGUGGGGACUUUACAGUAUCUGGCUCCCGAGCUGUUUGAAGGCAAGUCAUACACAGUCACUGUCGACUAUUGGAGCUUCGGCACCAUGAUCUUUGAGUGCUGCUGUGGAUUUCGGCCAUUUCUUCACAACCUCCAGCCUGUGCAGUGGACAAGCAAAGUACGAAACAAAGGUCCUAAGGACAUAAUGGCUGUGGAAGAUAUGAAUGGAGAGGUUCGAUUUUCCACCCACCUUCCAUACCCCAACAAUCUGAGCAGGACACUACUGGAGCCUUUGGAGGGGCUGCUACAGCUAAUGCUGAAGUGGGACCCAGUACAGAGGGGAGGAGGAAUGAAUCCAGACACAAAACAGCCCCAGUGCUUCUCUCUUCUUGAUCAAAUACUGUACAUGAAGGUUGUGCACAUCUUGAAUAUGACUACAACCCAGGUUCACUCAUUUCUGCUUAACCAAGAUGAAGGGUUCCAUUCCCUGCAGCAGAGAAUUGAGACUGAGACCAAAAUCGAACUUUUGAAUCAAGAACUUCUGCAGGAAACAGGAGUUAUGUUAGAUCCCAGGAAGCCUGCUGCACAAUGUGUACUCGAUGGAGUAAGAGGAUGGGACAGCUACAUCGUAUAUCUGUUUGACAAGAGCUUGACCAAGUACUCUGGACCUCAAACGUAUAGAACUCUUUCUGAGAGUGUCAACUUUAUUGUGCAGCAAACCAAAACUCAGCUUCCGCUGAGUGCCCUCAAAAAGGUUUGGGGUGAGGCAGUUAGCUACAUAUGUGGCCUCAGAGAGGACUACAGCCGCCUUUUCCAGGGCCAACGUGCAGCCAUGUUGAGCCUUCUCCGCUACAACACCAAUCUUACAAGAUACAAGAACAUGAUGUUUUCCUUUUCCCAGCAGUUGAAAGCUAAACUUGAUUUUUUUAAGAGCAGCAUCCAGUAUGAUUUGGAGAAAUACAGUGAUCAAAUGCAGUAUGGCAUAUCCUCUGAAAAGAUGCUGAAGGCUUGGCAGGACAAUGAAGAGAAAGCUGCUGCAUUUGCACAGGUGGCAGAGAUUGGUCACCUAGAUGAGGAAAUUAUGGCUUUGCACUCAGAAAUUGUUGAACUCCAGAGAAGUCCUUAUGCUCGUCGUCAAGGAGAUGUCAUGGAGCAACUGCAGGAGAGAGCAAUUGAACUCUACAGACAGAUGAAGGUAAAAUGCAAAAUGCCAGACCCCCAGCAUGGCUACAGUGACAGCUCUGACAUGGUGAAAGUCAUUGCACAGACUGUCCAGAAUCAAGACAGGGUGUUGAAGGAUCUAUAUGCACACCUCAGUAAAAUUAUUUUGAGUAAGCAGAAGAUUAUCAACCUGUUCCCUAAAAUCGAGAAGACGCUGGAGAGCAUUAAGGAGGCAGACAGCACUGUCAUGCAGAUGCAGAUCAAGAGACAGAGAGAGUUCUGGCACUUACUGAAGAUUGCCUGUGCACAAAACAUCACACGAAGCUCUGUGAGCCAGAGUGGGGAGAUGCCCUCCUCUCUGUCAACAUGGAACCAGUCUCAAGCCCAGUGUUCCUCUCGCCUACCCAUGUCACUGCAAGUGCCACACGAGGGUGAAUCAGUCAAUCAUUUACUCGAGGAGAACCAGCGCUACUUGAGCCAGCUUACAAGUUUACUGCAAGAAACAACUGAGGAGAAACCAGAAAGCAUAAUGGCUCAAGACUGGAGCUGGACCAAAUAUGAAUCCCUGGUUGCUAAAUCACAGCGUUUUUGAAGUCACUCAUGGAAUUGACACACUAUGAGAGGAAGUAACGUUCAUUAUUUUAAAUACCUGAAUUUAUCGUCAUUGGAUUGAGGUUAUGUUGACUUAUAAUUUAAUAUAUCAUUUUAAUUUAUACAUUUAAUGUAUAAUUUGUUCAUCAUAAAGUGAUUUCUUUAUCUGUGUCUGCAUUCAGUUAAAAUCACAUUUUGCAGUGUUGAAGCAACUCUGUAUUUUGAAUAUGCAUUUUUAAUUGACUCUGAAUCAACAUGAAAACAGAAUUCAGACAAUAUAGGAAUGUAUUUAUUUCCAUACUCCAUAGUUCUCUGUAUGGGCUGAUUGUACUUUCAUUUUAGUUAGUUGUUGUUGUUUUAGUUCUGCAUUCUGCACUCACUGUGAAUGUUCUGACAGUUCUAAGGUCCAACAAUGAAACUGGUCAUGUCGACUAAGUCACUUUUUUAAAUAUUAAAAAUUUGGAGACCCUAAUUAAAAGUUUAAACAGACAAAAUGAAAGAUAAUUAUGAUGAUAAAAGGUAUUUUGACAUAGGUAAACCUGUGAAAAUAUGUGUUUGGUCAGUUCAUCAGUGGGCACAUUAUGAAUGAAUUUAAAUGAACAGACAACUGUCACACAAACACAGGUGCAAUGUCAGACGUAAUCCAGUAAGGUUGGUAUAUCUGAAAUCCAUAGUUAUGUCCUCUUUGGGAUAAGGAUUUCAUCAGUUUAGCCAUGUUAUUCCCUUUUUAAGUCACAUUUUCAACUAUGUUUUUUUUUUUUUUUUGUCCAAAGUUGAUCAGCUUCACACAAGAGAGCUCACCACAAACUAAUGUACAAGAUUUUGCUUUUUUUUUUUUUUUGGCUUGCUGGAUUGCUAUCCAAGGAUAUUUCUGAUAUGCUUUAAAAAUCUUAUGAAUGAACACUUAGGUUUUAAUGUGUUUACUGUAUACAUGACUAAAAAAAUAAAUUGUAAUUAAAAUGCUGUGCAUUUAUAUCAUUUCUUUGUUGUGACAAGACUUCUAACCAGAGUAAUGAAACUGUUAUAUCACACUU
Molecule: messenger RNA, 3685 nt
Organism: Myxocyprinus asiaticus (Chinese sucker)
Lineage: Eukaryota; Metazoa; Chordata; Actinopteri; Cypriniformes; Catostomidae
Product: inhibitor of nuclear factor kappa-B kinase subunit alpha-like
Exons: 22
Coding region: 376-2652 (758 amino acids)
Biological process (GO): peptidyl-serine phosphorylation; tumor necrosis factor-mediated signaling pathway; positive regulation of transcription by RNA polymerase II
Cellular component (GO): IkappaB kinase complex; cytoplasm
Molecular function (GO): IkappaB kinase activity; ATP binding
Source: RefSeq, a predicted model, not a curated record